CAACCAGAUCCAGACCUUUGCUUUUUUCUUUUCCAUGUCCAUCAGCGUAGUUGUCCGCAUGAAAAACAGCGUUCAACGUAGUACCUGCAGAAAUAGUAAAUAGGAAUAGCGACAACUUCACUACAAAAAGAAAAAGUUGCAGAAAUAACUAUAAAACGCAUUCCCACGACGAGCACGAACAACUUGUCAUUAUCAUACAACGAAUAAGUAGAUACCACUACUAGUAAAUCGCAGCUGGUAGACAAAAAUGAGCAAACUGUUGCAAGUUUCGGUUUGCUGGUGUGCCCUCUUCGGCGUUUCGCUUUCCCGUGGCCGAUCGAAUUCUGGUGCUCCUUCUCAACAGGUAGGAGAGCAAAAUAAUCCGGCGAGUGCACCAGCUGCCGGACCUGCUAGUACCAGCUCCGGACCUGAAUCUGCCGUAGGCGCCGUCGAAACUUCUACCAGGGAGCCAGAAGGGGAGGACUUUGUCCUGGUAGACGAAAACAUGCUGUCAGAUUUGGAGGACGACGGAGAGCUGGUAUAGUUGUUGUGGAUACACGCUCAUAUCAACAUUUCCAUCCGUAGGUAUGUGUAUCAUACAAUUUUCAUCUACAACCCCUGCAUAAUCUCCAUUUAUUCAUCAGUGUGUGUCAAUAUCUUGAAGCGUUCUUCUCCAAAGAUUCUUAUACUAACUUUAUCCGUCUUGAUCGCUCAUCCGUAUUUCUUACAACACGACGCAGGUAUCAGAACCGGAAGGGGAGCAGCAAAUUGACGACCCUAUGGAGGGCGUGGUUGAGGAAGGAACAAUCGCAGGAGCAACGACUGACACCAUCCUGCAAACCCCUGGGCCGCAAAACUACAACUUCGCGGCCUUUCACGACGAUGAGUUUCCGCUCCUGCCUCCGACGUACCACCAAGAUCAGGAAGAGCAAGCUGCUAGUGCAGCUACACCAGCGCAGGACGCAGUGUUGCACCGCAUCCCGAGCGUGUUCAGUCGCGGAAGCUUAUCACAGGAAAAACAAAGUGUUAACGUUAACGGUUUUCACAGAUUGCAGUCAUGCAUCACAAAUGUAGCCCAAUAUGCAUGACAUACAUGACAAAUUAUGACACGUCUUGUGAUGCAUUUCUGCAUCACAAAUUCCGCCAACGUUAACACUUUUUCUUGUGAUGAAGCUCCACGGACACCAGCGUGAGUCUGGACAACGGGCGCGCACAGGAUACGAAUGUCGGGACCAUUACUGCCAUUACUUCUACAGUCGGAGGACAAGAGCGAGCCGGGCUGGAACUACAGGAUGCUGGUGAGCAGGGAGCUACUGUCGUGUCGGCAUCUUCUUCAAAUCAGGACACUACUACAACCUCUUCGGCUGCGUCCAGCGCGAUGCAACAAACCACUAACACGGACGAGCAGGCUUCUUCUGCGCAAGAACUUUCUGUAAACACGGUGAAUAAUUAUACCGGCAGCGCGGCUGCAUCUUGUGCCGCACAGCCGUUGGAAACCCUGGCGCACUUUCUCGAUGUGGAAGAAAACGACGCACGCCUGUUGACCACCGGCGCAGGUGGGGCAGCUACCGGUGCAACGGUAUGGAUUGUAAAAAUGUCUGGGUCUGGAAGAGUGCAAACUUGUCAUGCAGAUUUUCCAUGACCCUUGAGGUCUGGAAUGCGGGACCUAGCAUGACAGAGUCUGUGGGGUCGCUCUCAUGCCUAUCCUGCAUGAGAAACUCCCUCUCAACUUGGUCGAAAGUGGACAGCUCUUGGCAGUCAUGCAACACAGUUUUUUGCCUGGUUCAGAUUUAGCAUGACAAGUUGCAUUCUUCCAGACCCAGACAUUUUUCCAUCUGAUAAACGGAGGACAGUGACAAUAGCGAUCGUUUCAUGAACGAGCGGGACUUUUUAUCAAACAAAAAAGUGUUAACGUUAACGGUUUUCACAGACACAGAUGGCAGUCAUGCAUUACAAGUUUUGCCCUUCAUGCAUGCUGCGCAAUACAAAUUUGCGCACCUUUUCUGAUGCAUUACUGCAUCACAAAUUCCGUUAACGUUAACACUUUUUCUUGGGAUACUUUUGGUGGUGGCGGCAGCAGAGUGACGAUGAAGAUGACGGGGAGAAUGGCGAGGAGACGACCAACGGAAGCGCCGAGGACCCCAGCUCCUACUAUUACGGCCAGGCCUGGGAGGCGCAGAAUGGCUUCGACGCACAGCAGCAGCAGCAACCCACCGCGUCCGCCUACAACCGUACAUUUAUACGGUUUUCACUGAUUUAGACUUUCGCUUUCCGUCGCUUGCAGGCAGUCAUGUAGACUACAUGACUAUGUAGCAUCGUAUGCACAAAUAUUAAGCUCAAGUCUGGAUUUGGAAGGAAGAAACACUAGCGUCUUUUUCUCGUUUCGUAUGUUACUUUCGUAUAUUUUUCGUGCAAUUCAUCAUUCUCCUACUAGAUCGAACAUCAAAAUUCAAAAUAACAGAUGACGAGCUGUCCACGCCGAUCAGCUACCGCCGGCAAGGAUUCCUGUCGCCGAGGCACGAAACGCACUUUGGAAUGGUCUAGGGUGAACUCGGAAGCACGACCACACGCAAAAAUGUCGAGAACUAACAAAACAUACGGGUAGCACGCGCCAAGGACUCAACAUUAGAAUUCAACCGCACUUAUCUUCUUCCGCACCGAUAUCAGAAAAACUUGCACUCCUGUUUAUCUUCCUACACUUUUAGUUCUUAAAAAUUUGUACGCCACACAUGAUAUACGCAGCAUCGUUUUCGUUUCAUAUUCGUCGUGUGUAAUCGAUUGAUUUUUUGACUCUGUGAAACUGUAACUUUCUGAAUGAAAAACAGCUUGAAACUUCUUUACACAAGAUGAAAAAUAGCUAGAGGAAAACCUCGAUUUUCUCUUUAGUUCUUAUCUGCGAAAGUCCUAAUUUUAUGCGAUGAUCAUGAUGGUUUUGAGUUUGAGUUUGACGAUUAUAGAAUACAGAACAUGUUGACAAUUAAGAAUCCACCGCGUGCUACUUUUCUUUCGUUUUACUGACCUGCAAAUGCACACAGAACUCCAACGCAUCGUAGUGUUGCCUAAACCUUUACCUUGAGAAUCUAGCCGCAUCGUAUAUGUAAAUGUUCAGAGCAGCGCAAAUAGCCG
Amoebophrya sp. A120 is the source of this 3105-nucleotide messenger RNA. NCBI's taxonomy places the organism in Eukaryota, Dinophyceae, Syndiniales, Amoebophryaceae. The record is from the annotation of a GenBank genome assembly.